AUGACGCAUUUCGUUGGUGUUGAUUUUAAUUCAUUAUAUCCUUCAUCAUUUUCAUCUAAUCCUCAUGAUUUCAUUCAAUAUACUGACCAUAAAAUGUAUAUGCCGGGAAGAUUGAAUGGUGUUAUCAUUUGUGAUACAGCAACAAAGAAAGCAAAAGCGCUGGGAAUUAUUAGAAAGAAAAAUACUUUAUUCGUGGCUGAAGUAAAGGGUCACAUUGAUGAAAAAUACAUUAAUGAUUACAUAAACUUUUUACCGAUAAUAAGAAACUUAGAUAUUAUCACAGAUGAAAAAACAAUUGGCAGUUUUAUGUAUAAUUACAUGAAAUCAAACAAUCUACCAGUUGACCAGAAACAGAGGAAAUUAACUCAGUUAGCAUCAACACACAACCAAUAUCAACCAUUUUCUUCUUAUUAUCUUUGGUAUCUAAUAGACAGAUUUCAUUUUAUCAUCGAUGAUAUUCAAUCAAUUUUAACAUUUACUAAAAACACUUGUUUUAAUGAAUUUGCGAACGAAUUUAUGAACGAAAGACAAAAGGCUGAAUUAGAAGGAAAUAAAGGAAAAAGUUUAUUUUGCAAGAUUUCGCUUAAUGGAUCAUAUGGUUACGAUGCAAUGAAUACACAAAAUUACACAAAGACUAAAAUAAUGAAUGCACAGAAGGCACGCGUUGCAUGUAUGUCAAAUAAGUUUAAAAACAUAAGAGAAAUAGGUGAAGAUACAUAUCAAGUGAUGCUUAAAGAUAGAUUUUAUAGAUGUGAUACAUGUUUACAAGAGGCAUUCUUCACUUUAGAUAACGCAAAAUACUGGUAUUUGGUUUUCAUUUAUGAUUUUAUGUAUAAAUGCAUGAAUGUUAAUCGUUUUCAUUUCAUUGAAGGUGAUACUGAUUCAUCUUAUUGGGCUAUUGCUGGCGAUCCAAAUCUUCCUAACACUCAAGCAUUUCAAGCGAUUGUAACCGAUAAACAAUUUUAUGAUAAAAACAUUUUCAAAUUCGCACCUUUUGAUUUCUUUUGUUUUGAUGAGAAAUUUAAACAAAAAUUAAAGAAUAAAGCUGAAGAAAAAGCACAUGAGAAGAAGUUAUUGGGUUUAGCAAUUGAGAAACAAGGUGAUAACAUGGUGGCGUUAUGCCCUAAGUGUUAUACAUCAUUCAACGGCUCAAUUGAUGGAAGUGAUUUUAAAAAGAUUGCACAAAAAAUGAAAGGUGUUAGUUUACGACAAAAUAAACAAUUAACACCUAAAAAUUAUUUGGAUAUAAUAAAUGAUAAAGUUAUUUUCGAUGGUCAGAAUAUUAAUUUACAACUUAAAAACGGGUCAAUGACUCGCUUAACAAUCGGUAAGACUGCAUUAACAGGAGCACACACUAAGGCUGUAUGUUGUGAAAAUGGAUGUUGUAUGCCAUUUAUUUAA
This is a messenger RNA of Trichomonas vaginalis G3, 1401 nucleotides long. RefSeq names its product DNA/RNA polymerases family. The record is from RefSeq and is a predicted model, not a curated record. NCBI's taxonomy places the organism in Eukaryota, Parabasalia, Trichomonadida, Trichomonadidae. The transcript has a single exon. The coding region runs from base 1 to 1401 and encodes 466 amino acids.